AUGACGAAGCUAUCGUACUGGUUGUGCCUGUUGCUCUGGCCGUCAGCAAGCCUCGGCUUCAAGCACGGCUCCCUGGGUGAGGACACCAAGGGUCCAGGCAAGGAGAAGCCAGACCCUUCGGGCAAGGCCAAGAAGACCGCCAACGCGACCAACGGCGGCCAUGGGCACCAGGCACACGGCGCAAACGGCGCGCUUGCCCUCGCGCGCCAGCAGGACGCAAAUGGCAGCCAAUAUCUGCCAGCUAACCGCAGCAACAUAACAGAGGGGGAAUUUCCGGUGGUGGAGGAGUUGACCGUCGCUUUGCCCCUGUUCCUGGUCAACGUGACGAAUGCCACUGGGUUGAUCGCGGCAAGAAACAACGCGCCGGAUCCGAAUAUCACCUACCGUGCUGGGAACUUCGAGAACGACAUGUCUUUCUUGGAAGACAAGAUGGCCGGCUUCUACGGCGUUUUGGAGAGUGCCAUGGGGGAGGAUUUCCACCGCUACUGUCCAUACAACAAUCCGCUAAACACGCAGAGAUGCUUGAUGAUCGCCAUGUGCCUCAUUCAGGCGCAGGUGCCCGAGGUUAUCGGAAUGCAGACAUACACCAUGCUGGUUGAACAGAUCGAGCGGUUCGAAGAUACUCUUUGGCCUGUACUUCGCGAGGUAUUGGAGAGUGAGGACAAGCAGAUUGAGUUGGGCGAGGACGAGCCUCUGCCAGAAAAGUACAAUUGUGACCGUAUCCAUCGUCCUGAGACAGAUCUCGUGCAGAUUUCAUCGGAUUCCCAGAUGCGUGCGGGCUCCGCUGCGAUGUCAGCUGCGCUGAUGUCAGCUGCAGAUGCCAGCCAUCAGCUUCUGGAUGCUCACAAGUUGAACAGUUCCAUGGAUGUGACCAUUCAGAAGCUCCAUCAAGUGUGGCGUCCUGUGUGUUCUGUGCUGGAUUGCGACCCAAGCAACUACUGGGACAUUUUCCUGCGCCACCACCACCACACGGCGAUGCUGCAGGAACACAGCCGAGAUCCAAGGGCAGUUCGCUCAGACAUCCGCACUCGGCUGAAGCUGCAGAACAAGGUGCAAAGGUUCAUCUCAAAGCACCACGCAGACGUCAGCUUUGUGCAGAGCUUUGCUCGAUUUGGGCAAGAGCAGAGUGGGUCGGUGGACAUCUUCCACACCUACAACGAGCGCAACAGGAAGGCCCUCUUGCAGUUUGCGAAGACCACCUUGCGAUCCUUGCCGGAAGACAGAGCCGUGCGGUUGGUGGAUCGGAUCGAGCUGUCGAAAGUGUUGCAGAAGAAUGCGACCAAGUUGAGCAUGGAAGAGGAGGAGGAGAUGCGCGACAUGGACGAGGACCAGACUGACACGGACGACGAGCAAGAUGAGGACGAGGUGGAGCAGACUGAGCAAGCAGCUCCCGAGCCGCACGCUCGUUCCACUGCCCUGCUCUACGAAGGCCAUCAGCUAGUCGAGAGCAUGGACGAAGGCGAAGGAUGGGGCCGGCGACGACGGAGAAGACGGCGUCGCAGCAGGCGAAGGCGCCGCAGGAGCAGAAGAAGAAGAAGGAGAUGGUGGAAGAAGGUUGUGGAAGCGGUGGUGGACGUCGUUGUAGCGGUCGUGGAGGUUGUGGUGGCACUUCUGGAGUGUUUUGGCUCCACAAGCCGCUUGGUCAACACGGGCUACACCAGGUCACUUUCCUCCAACACCGCCUUUGGGCUCGGCUUCAGCGCUGGCGUGAAGGAGCCCUUGGAAGCUCUUCUCUCUGGCCGCGACUUCUCGGGCUGGAUCUCCUUGAGCGCCAGCUUCUCUGCUGGCUCCACAACUAACUGGUGGUGGGCUGGAGCUGGGGCUUCCGCUUCCCUGGCCUGCGACUCUCUCCAUGGAUGCUCCCUUCACAUCGCCGCCUCUUUGCUGGCACUGGGCCUGGCAGAGACCGCCCAUAGCACUUUCUGCCCCUUCGGCAAGAAAGCCUUCGGCCUCGACUGCAGCCAUUGCGCCGGUUGGUCUGUCACACUCCUGUGCUGCGACUUUAACUUUGGCACGGGUGCUACCAAUUGUCGCUGA
Effrenium voratum is the source of this 2037-nucleotide messenger RNA. The record is from the annotation of a GenBank genome assembly. NCBI's taxonomy places the organism in Eukaryota, Dinophyceae, Suessiales, Symbiodiniaceae.